Messenger RNA from Neoarius graeffei (lesser salmon catfish), 1386 nucleotides. RefSeq lists its product as uncharacterized. The record is from RefSeq and is a predicted model, not a curated record. Bases 550 to 1386 code for a protein of 278 amino acids. The transcript is spliced from 5 exons. Lineage: Eukaryota; Metazoa; Chordata; Actinopteri; Siluriformes; Ariidae.
ACAAACGUCUUGUUGAUAAGAGAAGUCAGAGGAAAAUGGCCGGAUUGGUUCGAGCUGCCAGGACAGAUAUAGUAACUCAUAGUAACUCUUUACAACCGUGGUGAGCAGAAAAGCAUCUCAGCAUGCAACAGCAGAAGAGCACAUUGGGUUCCACUCCUGCAGCCAAGAACAGGAAUCUUAGAAUCAAGAACAAGUUCCUAUUAAAGCGGCUGGUGCCUCACAGACUCCUCUCCCCUGCGCUCCACAGCUUUAAGCAUUACACCAAUUUUCGUAUUUUCGCAGCUGUGAAUGACAUCAACCAAAAAAAGCACCUAAGGACAAAAAACUAAUUCGGCUCCCCAACUCGGCUCCCACCGAAGAGCCGGCUCCCGUCGUUCACUUCAAAGAGCCGGCUCUUUGAACCGGAUCUUUCGCGACCGACACAUCACUACCGGUUUACUACUGACCCAGACAAGAGGGAUUACAGCUGCGAAGAGACAGGAUUGGGAGCCAACAGAGUACUCCAGACUUUGCAGUGAUCAUUUCAUUUCAGUUUACGCCAGCGACGACAUGCUGUUCUGGGACGAGGGGAUGACCCAACCAGUGUCGCAAACCCUCUACCAACGGGAAGGGGAACACACAUUGUAUGUGGAUGCUGACUUCACCACUGCUCUGCAGAUUGUACCCCGCAGGUCUACAACAGAGAACAUUGCUGCAGAGCUGCCUGUGAACCAGGUGUUCUCCAGAGAGCACACCCUGUACCUCAUAGAUGUAAUGAGGGAACACCUCCUAAAGGAUGAAGCCGAACUGCCUGGCAAUCUAACUGAGCUGAACAAAAGAAUCAAGAUGGCAAGGGGGAAGAAGCGGUCCUUCUGGCAGGAAGUUUCGGAGAAGCUCAAAAACCAGUUCCAAAUGCAGUUCGAUGUCGACAGGGUAGCUAGGAAGUGGACCACCCUUGAAGAUGGCUACAAAAAGGCUGUAGAUAACAACACAUCCACAGGGAAAGGCCCAACUAAAUUCCAGUUUUACAAAGAAAUGGGGGAACUCCUGGGGGGACAACAUGACAUUGAUUUCCCUGUUGUUGGCACAUCGAAGGGCAUCACUGUUAGGCGGCCUGAAGCCAUCAAGCCAAUGAAGCAACCCUUGAUGCAGCACGACUCAUCUAAUGAGGAAGGCGAGUUGUCUUCUCCCACAGCCCAGUCCUCCGAUUCUGAGGGGACUUCAACCUCACGCCCACCUUUUGCACAGAAAAGGAAGCGUGGGGAGGAGACUGUCACACGGGUCAUCACCUGCUUUAAGGAAUGUGAGGAGGCAGCACAGCGUCGUCAUGAAGAAAUGAUGGAGCAAAUCAAAACCACCAAUGCUUUAUUCAAGCAGAUGCUGCAGAAUGUACGUGAGCAACAAUAA